Molecule: messenger RNA, 786 nt
Organism: Erigeron canadensis
Lineage: Eukaryota; Viridiplantae; Streptophyta; Magnoliopsida; Asterales; Asteraceae
Product: probable receptor-like protein kinase At2g23200
Exons: 2
Coding region: 1-786 (261 amino acids)
Biological process (GO): protein autophosphorylation
Cellular component (GO): plasma membrane; plasmodesma
Molecular function (GO): ATP binding; transmembrane receptor protein tyrosine kinase activity
Source: RefSeq, a predicted model, not a curated record
AUGGAAUCUACAUUUAUUCACUUAAAAAUUCCACUCCAAGAAAUACUAAGGGCUACUAACAACUUUGCUGAUGAAAAUAUAAUUGGGAAAGGUGGAUUCGGAAAUGUUUACAAAGGGCAGGUUACACACCGUGGGAAGCUCAUCACUGAUAUAGCAGCACGAAGAUUAGACCGUAGGCAUGGCCAAGGCAACGUUGAGUUCUGGACCGAGAUCUCUAUGCUUUCUAGUCUCGACCAUUAUGUGGUUGAAUUCAUCGGGUAUGUUGAUGAGAAAAAUGAAAAGAUCAUCAUAAACCGAGAUUACAACAAAGGAAGUUUGGUGAUGUAUUUAAGUGACCCAAAAGAUGAAUACUGGAUGCCGAGGUUAUCUGGAUUUGAAUUUGCAAUCAAACAUCCAGUAGAACGACGAAACCAAAUUUUCCUUUGUGAUGAAGCUAUUGGCACACAAGGGUAUAUGGAUCCGGCUGAUUUGAAACAUGGAGGCGUGACUAAUAAGUCCGAUGUCUACUCCUUAGGCGUCGUUUUAUUUGAAUUGUUGUGCGGGAGAAAAGCAAAGGAUGAUCAAGAUAAUAGAUUGCUAGCUUCAUUGGCAAAAUUUCAUUAUAGAAAUGGAACUCUACAAGAUAUAAUCGAUCCUGAUUUGUGGAACCAAAUGAGCCCGGAAUCGUUCAAAUGUUUCUCGGAUGCAGCUUAUUCUUGCUUAGAAGAGGAGCGAUCACAACGUCCAAAUGUGGAACAAGUUCUUAGUGAGCUUAAAAAGGCUAUCGAUUUCAAUAUUAUGUGUUAA